AUGGACAAUAAUGAAGAACAUUAUGAAGUAGAAUAUGUCUUUGGAAAGAGACUAGAUAGAGGAAAUUAAGUAGAUUAUGCAGUUAAAUGGCUUGGUUAUGAUAAAAAGCAUCAUACAUGGGAACCAAUUUCUAGUUUUAGUGCUGCCUCAUUACUUUUAAUUGGGUAAAUAUUGUUUUAUAUAAUUCAAGUCGAUUUGAAAGAUAUUUAGCAUAUAAAAAUUAUUAUAAAUUAAUAGCUAAAAAAGUGGAAAAAGUAAAAUAACUUAAAAAACCAGAUGAACCUAUUAGGGUACAUAUUAGAAAUAGAUUCACUCAAGUACUCAUUAAAGAAGCUGAAAUUAUUAAUAUAGAAUUGGAUACUGAUGAAGUUAUUUAAAAAAAAGAAACAUUCUAAAUUUAUGAUGAUGAUCCUGAUGUUCAAAUAAUAAGUGUGAGUUUUAAACCAAUUAAAUAAAGUGAAUCUAAGGAUUUAAAUAAGUUUAAAGUUCAAAAAGUUUCUUAAACUCUUGAUUUCAAUAGGAUGAUGCAUAUUAGAUAACAAUAAUUUAAUCCAAUUAAAAUUAAUACUUAUAAAAGUAAAUAUAAAGUAGAAAAGGAUUUUUUAAAUGAAAUUAUUUUUGAAUAGAGACAAAAAGAAAAAGAACUUAACAUGCUUAAAUUUACAGAAAUAAAUGAUAGAUAUGAACCUACCCAACCUAUUAAAUUAAUAUCUGAUUAUUCUUAAACUGAACCAUUUUUAAAAUCGUAAAAUGUUUAUCGCAAUCAGUAAUUUUAACAUAGAGUUUUUAAUUAUAAAGUUCCAUUUGAAUUUAUACUUUCCCAUCAUCUAAUUUAAAAUGAAUUAUGGUUCAAAUGUCAGAGUGAUGAAUAAGAGAUCUUAUUUGUUGAUCUUUAAACACUCCAAUAAAAUUAUUCAACUUUGUUAUUAGAUUAUUUGGUUACAUUUAGUAUGAUGAUUUUAUGA
This is a messenger RNA of Paramecium sonneborni, 965 nucleotides long. Lineage: Eukaryota; Ciliophora; Oligohymenophorea; Peniculida; Parameciidae. The record is from the annotation of a GenBank genome assembly.